AAUUGUUACUUUUAACUUUUCCCCACAUAUAUUUUUCCACAAGCCCCAUGUUUAUCUGUCGGAUUUUUUAUGCUUUAAUCACAUUAUAAAUGGACCAUCUUAAACACUCAAUUCAUUAACACAAAAAAAGUAUUCAUUUCUUAUCAAACUCACAAUCAAUAGCUUCAGUUUCUUCAACUUGAUCUUAAUUUUAUCUCUAUUUCUUCUGUCACUGUUUCUCUUUCUCCAGCUUCCUUCUAAUCUUUUUUUUCAGCAGAGCAUACCAAAUAUCAAGACUCUUGAAAAUGGUUGAUGCCUUUGUGUCAUAUGCAGUUCAAAAACUGGGGGAUUUCCUCAUACAGGAAGUUUCCCUGCGCAGAAGUCUGAGACAGGAUGUGACGUGGCUGAGAAAGGAGCUGCUCUUCAUGCAGUCUUUCCUCAAAGAUGCAGAGCAAAAGCAAGUUGAAGAUCAUACAGUUCGACAAUGGGUGUUUGAAAUUAACGAGAUUGCUGAUGACUCUGUCGCUAUACUGGAGACUUACAGCUUAGAGGCAGGUGAAGGUGAUGGCGAUGGACUUACUAAUCGUCUGAAGGCUACUGAAGGUGAUGGCGAUGGACUUGCUAGUCGUCUGAAGGCUUGUGCUUGCAUCUGCAGGAAGGAGACCAAAUUCUACAACGUUAGCAAGGAGAUCCAAUCCCUCAAGCAGCGAAUCAAGGAUAUCUCUUGCAAACGAGAGACUUAUGGUAUUAGAGAUAUCAAUAAUGUAGGAGAAGGACCAAAUAAUUAUAGGCCAAACAGUCAGAGAUCUGGCUUGAGGAGAACUACCUCCUAUAUGGAUAAGCAGGAUCAGAUUUUUGUUGGCUUUGAGGAUGUCAUAGACAGAUUGCUUGCUGAACUUGUCAAAGAAGAGCCACGCCGAACUGUCAUCUCCAUUUAUGGCAUGGGCGGGUUAGGCAAGACUACUCUUGCAAAACAUCUCUACCACUCCCCUAGCCUAACCGGUAUCUUCGAUGCACGUGCUUGGGUUUGUGUUUCUCAACAGUAUAACACCAUGGAUCUCCUCAAGGAUAUCAUCAAAUCCAUCCAAGAAUGUAACAGGGAAACUCUAGAUUUGCUCGAAAGGAUGACGAUCAGAGAUCUAGAAAAGCACCUUCGGAAUCUACUGAAAGAGAAAAAAUACCUUGUGGUGGUCGAUGAUGUAUGGCAGAGAGAAGCAUGGCAAAGUCUGGAAAGAGCACUUCCAAAUAGCAAUAAUAGAAGCAGAGUUAUUAUUACCACCCGCAAUGAGGAUGUGGCCAAAAGAGCAGAUGACAACGGUCUUCCCCAUAACCUUCGUUUCCUAACAAAAGAAGAAAGUUGGGACCUCUUUUGCAGGAAAUUACUCAGCGCUGAGGCAAUGAUCCCAACAAUGGAAACGCUAGCUUGGGAAAUGGUGCUCAAGUGUAGAGGCUUACCUCUUGCAAUUGCUACACUAAGCGGGCUUCUUUCACAUAAAAGGAGGCUAGAAGAAUGGGAAAGGGUGAAGGAACACCUUUGGAGACGUGUGAAAGAGGACUUCAUUGAAAUCUCGGACAUACUAUCACUGAGCUACAAUGAUUUGCCAACUGUGCUCAAACACUGUUUUCUUUACUUGGGUAUUUUUCCUGAAGAUCGUCAGAUUAAUGCUGAAAACCUAAUGUGGUUGUGGAUGGCCGAUGGAUUGAUACCAAGAGGAGAAGAAAGAAUGGAGGAUGUAGCUCAAGACUUCCUUAAUGAGCUGAUACGGCGAAGCUUGGUUCAAGUAGUAGACACGGUUUGGGAAGAAGUUAUUGAAUGUAGGAUUCAUGAUCUACUUCGAGAUCUUGCCGUACAAAAGGCAUUGGAGGUAAACUUCUUUGACACUUUUGGUCCGAGAAAGCAGUCCAUAUCGUCCUCAUGUCGCAGACAUACCAUCCAUGGUCAAGGAGAAAGGUACCUCACUCUUGAUUUUUCCAAAUUGAAGUUAAGGUCAGUUACAUUCUUUGAUCAAGAAGGUCUUAAGCUGGAUAGGAUAAAGUUCCACAAUAUGUUCCAACAUUUAUAUGUGCUAUACUUGGAGAAUGGUUAUGACAGAUUUACACUACCAGAUGCCAUAGGAAGUUUGUACAGCCUCAGAUACUUAGGCUUUACAGGUAGUUGUGAUAUCCCCUCCUCCAUAGGCAACCUCAAGAAUUUACUGACACUCCGGGGAGACUCUGUUCGUGGUAGAGGCUUCUGCCGACUACCUCCUGAGACAGCUAACCUAGUAAAUCUAAGACAUUUAGACGUUCGAUAUUCAGAACCUCUGCAACAUAUAAAUAAACUCACAAGUCUUCAAGUUCUUAGAGGCAUUUGGUGUGAUCAGUGGCGAGAUGUUAACCCUGUUGAUUUAGUCAAUCUUUGAGAAUUAAGAAUGGAUGAAAUUAUGGAAUCUUACUCCCUAAACAACAUUAGCAGCUUGAAAAACCUUAGCACUCUCCAAUUGUGGUGUGCUGAAUCAUUCCCAGCCCUAGAAUUUCUUAGUUCUUGUCAAAAGCUCCAGAAAUUGUGGUUAUAUGGGAGAAUAGAAAAAUUGCCCCCGUCAAACCCAUUUCCAAAUUCAAUCACAAUGAUGAUCCUUGAUAGGUCAUUCCUCAAGGAAGAUCCGAUGCCUAUUCUAGGAAUGUUGCCAAACCUAAGGGAUCUCCAAUUAAUAUACGGAGCUUAUUCAGGAAAAGAAAUUACCUGCAGUGAUAACAGCUUCAGUCAACUGGAGUUCCUUCAUCUUGUUGGUCUUCUCCACCUAGAAAGAUGGGAUUUAGCCACAAGUGCAAUGCCUUUGAUUAAAGGUCUUGGUAUCUUUGAAUGUCCAAAUCUAGAGAUUCCAGAGAGAAUGAAACACGUGGAGAAGUUGGAGAGAUUUUGAUGAAGCUUUUCAAGCAUAAUAUGAUAUCCUCUUUCAUAAUAGCAGAGGAGAAGCAACUAGCUGUUAGUGGAAAAUAAAAUGGCAGAUGCGAGUAUUGUUGUGAACCACUUGAAGACAUUUCACAUUGUAGAAGCAUUAAUCAGAUUUCAGGAUUAUCAAUGAGAGCUUAUCUCAAACUUGAAUAUUUUGCUUUGGUUUUUGAGUGUUUAAUUUCCUUUUAUUUUUGGUUUUAUUGAGUGUGUGGAAUUGGUUUGAAUAGAAUUGUUUCUGGGAUUCUAUGCAAGAAUGAUUUUAUGAUGUUUUAA
Lycium barbarum (goji berry) is the source of this 3187-nucleotide messenger RNA. RefSeq names its product disease resistance protein RPP13-like. Gene Ontology annotation, molecular function: ADP binding. The coding region runs from base 285 to 2381 and encodes 698 amino acids. The transcript has 2 exons. Lineage: Eukaryota; Viridiplantae; Streptophyta; Magnoliopsida; Solanales; Solanaceae. Gene Ontology annotation, biological process: defense response to other organism. The record is from RefSeq and is a predicted model, not a curated record.